Molecule: messenger RNA, 2374 nt
Organism: Drosophila subobscura
Lineage: Eukaryota; Metazoa; Arthropoda; Insecta; Diptera; Drosophilidae
Product: calmodulin-lysine N-methyltransferase
Exons: 1
Coding region: 54-1349 (431 amino acids)
Cellular component (GO): cytoplasm
Molecular function (GO): calmodulin-lysine N-methyltransferase activity
Source: RefSeq, a predicted model, not a curated record
AUAUGAAACAAGUCCGGAAAUAGAUCGGAAAAGCAACCCGAAACUGAAGUAAAAUGUCAGCAACCCUAGUACAAAAGUUGCCAGCAGAAACUCCACUCAAUUCCCAGGCACAGCAACAGCAAGUAAGCCGGAAGGCAGAGCAGACACCUGAGGUGGAAGUGGGCCAUCUGGCAACCAUUUCCCUGCUGCUGCAAUACGACAUUGACAACACGCUGAAUGCGUUCAAGGAGCACCGCAGGAUGACGCUGGACGGCAGAGGAAUGGGAAUGGGAGUGGGAGUGGCAGCAGCGGGUUCUCUGUCAGUCAACAACAACCAAGAGAAAGACCUGAACCUGAACCUGAACAUGACUGCGGCUGGGCAAAGGGACUCCUCCGAGCUAGAGGUCGAGCAAAUCGGACUGUGCCCCCCAGCUGUGAUGCCACCCACUCCGCCGGCCACGCCCAAUAUGCAGAGCACGGCCCAGAAGCGCUGGAAGAUUCUGGCCAAGGUGCUGCGCAAGGACUCCGAGGAGACUGUGUCCUCCUCCAGCGACGAGUUCAGCGAGGAGCAGACCGCGUCGGUGCGGCGCUUCAAGAGCUUCGACCUGCUGCGGCAGGACAGCUUCGAGGAUCACGUGAGCCUCAAGUGCCUGGGCAAGACGGAGAACUGGUACAAGUACCGCAUGCUGCUGGACAACGACGUGGAGUACUCCGUCAACAUCCACCACAUGGAGCGGCAGCUGACCGCCAGCGAUCUCAUGGGCUUCAACAACACGGGCAACAUCUGUGUGUGGCCCUCGGAGGAGGCCCUCACGGCCCUGGUGCUGUCCGAGGUGGAGGCGUAUCGGGGCAAGUGGAUUCUGGAGCUGGGCGGCGGCUUCACCUCCCUGGCCGGCCUCAUGCUGGCCAAGUACGCCAAGCCCUAUGCCGUGCACCUCACCGACGGCAACGAGAUCUCGGUGGAGAAUGUGCGGAAGACGGUCUGCCUGAACGAGCUGAGCUGCUACACCAAGUGCUCGGUGCUCAAGUGGCAGGAGUGCUCGGCUCGUGCACAGGCGGAGCAGGCCAAGUUCGACUUCAUUCUGUGCGCCGACUGCCUGUUCUUCGACGAGGCACGGUCUGCGCUGGUGGACACCAUCUGGUAUUAUCUGGCGCCCCAGGGUGUGGCCCUGAUCAUGGCCCCGAGUCGCGGUCGCACUCUCAGCGUGUUCCAGGAGGAGUGCACUGCCCGCGGGUUCACGGUGGAGUUGGCCACGCGCUACAACGAGACCAUCUGGCAGCGCCACCUCCAGCUCAAGGCCGACUCCGACCUGUACGACGAGGAUCUGCACUAUCCGCAGCUGCUGCGAUUGUGCAAGACGCACAGCUAGAGAAUCGGAAUCGGUCCGGAUGGGACCUCAUAGGUGCAAUUAAAUUUAGUCAAUGUUUUAGUUGAUAGCAAAGCAAAUUCCAGUUUACACCUUAAACACAUAAUGGGGCCGAAGCAAAUGAAAUUCCUCCCCCAAAAUAUAGCAAAAUGCAUUAGGCUGGUCCCUGUUAUCGCCCAGAAGGAUAGAGACGAAAUUCCACCAAAUAAAUGUUGAUUUGAUUUUGUUAGAAAAAUGUAUUCCAUGCCCAUUCCCCCAGCUGCCACGAAGGGCACAUAAAAGUGAAGUUUCCCUAGACAUUAUUGUUAUUAUUCGGACUUCAUUGCAUUAUUUCCAUCUUCCUUUUAUUAUAAUGUCUUUGAUGUGGCCCUAAAUGUGUGUAAAUGCCAUGCAGUAUUGUCCUCUCCUCUCCCUUUUCUGCACGAAAUUAGUUUUGAAGUUGAUUUGGAUUUGUUUUCGCUUUAUUGCCAGAAACCCGAGGUAAAUAAAUCCACAUAAAUCCGUUUUAGGAGCUCCACAAUGUUGCUUAAGUGAAAACUCAUCAGAGCUGUUGUAAUUAUUUGUUUAGAUACUCGUCUGCUCCUUAGCAGAAAUCGAUAAUUAUUAUUUGAUUUACGAGUUAUUUUUAGUCGCACAUUUUAUGCGCUACUUGAGAUCGGCUCCUGUUGAGGACCAGCCUAAUGGUCACCCCUAGCAUGUAGUUCUCUGUUAAGUUAUGCCAGAAAAGAUUCCUUUGUUGCAACCACACACACACACCCAAACACACACAAGUAUUAUUUAAUUAUAAUGUACACGCUGAAUAUUAAAUGUAUGAACUUUUGGGGCUACUUUCGGGGGACCUGAAAGAGAUCAAAGAAAAACGAGAAAACGAGAAGGAAAUGCGAACAUCCCCGAAACCGAAUACGAAACGUGGCCAGCGCUCGACCAAUUAACUAAUAGUUAACUAAACUAGUGUAUUGUAAUUAUAAUAGAGCAUGUGUUAAUGGUUAUAUGAUGAUGAGAUAAAUACAGUAUCGAAAUGACACACA